Molecule: messenger RNA, 4972 nt
Organism: Pseudoliparis swirei
Lineage: Eukaryota; Metazoa; Chordata; Actinopteri; Perciformes; Liparidae
Gene: washc2c
Product: WASH complex subunit 2C
Exons: 31
Coding region: 90-4442 (1450 amino acids)
Biological process (GO): retrograde transport, endosome to Golgi; protein localization to endosome
Cellular component (GO): WASH complex; early endosome
Molecular function (GO): retromer complex binding; phosphatidylinositol phosphate binding
Source: RefSeq, a predicted model, not a curated record
GCUACAUUUAGCAUAAUCGAUCUUGUAUUUUACGUGGUAUCUGGCCACAGUUGACCGUCGUGAUCAGCAGUUGACCAGAGUUACUCAAGAUGAGCGGGUUGCCAGAGGGUGUAGCAAAUGGCCCAAGUAGGAGUGAAUACCUCAGGAAAGAUGCUCAGACUUGGGAGAGACCCUGGACUCUUGAAGAGAUCCGGCAGAGCAGUGCCAACUGGUCCCUCGCAGCUGACUCAGGACUCUUCCUGUUUCUCCAAGACUUCUCCCAGAGAAUGCUGUCAAAGACCCAUGAUAUUGAAAAGCAGUUGGACAGUCUGAUGCGUGACACCAAGGCCACAGAUAGCUGCUUGCACUCUGUCUUUAACGACUUUCUCAUGCUUUCCAAUACUCAGUUUAUAGAAAAUAGGGUGUAUGAUGAAGAGGUAGAAGAGACUAUUCCCAAGACCGAUGCUUUGGAGAAGCAGCCUGAGCAGGAGAAGACUCGAGAGCAGAGAGAGGCAGAGUUGAUCCCUAAGAUGCAGGAAGCAGUAAACCAUGGUCUGAGAGUGCUGGAGUCGGCAUUUGAGCAUCUAGACAUCAAAGCGGGAAACUCUGAUUCAGAGGAUGACGAGGUUACAGACAGAGUGGAGGCCAUCCUGGAGCCCAAGGACCUUUAUGUGGACAGACCACUUCCAUAUCUGAUUGGUUCCCAGGCCUUCAUGGAACAAGAGGACGUUGGACUUGGUGAUCUCUCCAGUGAUGAAAUGUCCGUUGACAGUGACAGAGACAGUGUAAUUGAGAGUGAAGAUGGCAAAGAUGCAGUUAAUUCAGAUGGUGACUUUAAUCAGGAGGAUGAUGAAGUUCACACUAAUAAUAUUAGGAAGAAGUCAUCCAUGUUGAGUUAUGAGGAGGAUGAUGAUGACGAUAAUGAUGAAGAGGAGGAUGAGGAUUCUGACAUAUUUGGAGAAUCAGAUGGGGAUGAAGACAAAGACGACAGCACAAAGAACACCGGCCCAUCGUCGUUUGCUGAUGAGCUGGCAGCCCGAAUCAAAGGGGAACCAGUUAAAAAAACAGAAGGAGAUCGCGCAUCAUUGUCAUCUAAGAAGAAAAGUAAAAGCAAGAAGGAACCAAAGCCUGCAAAGCCACAGGCAGCUGAAGAGGACAGUGAUGACAUGUUCAAGCCACCGAAAAUGGAUGAUGAUGACUUCUCCCCAUUUGGAGGGAAAAGUGGCCUCUUUAGUGGAGGGAGAGGCCUGUUUGACGAUGAUGAGGAGGGUGAUCUUUUCUCUGAGGCUACGAAUCCUCCUGUGUCCGAGGAAAAAAAGGUGCUGAAUGAAAGCACGAAAAGCACAUCUCAAACUGCAGAAUCUGACAAAUCUGGAAAGAAGAUUCUAGCAGGUGCCAUUUCAGUAUUCCCAGAUAACAGCCUGUUCAGUUCAGGGAUUAAAUCGGAUUCAGUCGAGAGCAAGGAGAAUGGGACUCCAGCUCCUCAGGCCAGCGCUGCCUCCAAACAGGCUCCUACGGGAGCUGCUUUUGGUGAAGGAGGCGGUGGGCUGUUUGAUGAGGAUGAGGAUGAUGACUUCUUCAGUGGUACAAGCCUGAUAAAGUCUGACUCUGCGGGAGACAAGAAGCCCAAGAAAGCUAUCGACCUCUUCGAUGAAGAAGAUGACGAUGAUGGUGACAUAUUCAGUGAGAAGUACAGUGCUCCAGCACAGAGCCAGAAGGAGGUAGUGGAAGAGAAGAUUAAGCAACCUGAGAAAAAGAUGCCAGCAGGGGCCAUCUCCAUAUUUGGACCCGGGACUCAAAGCCUGAAGAAAAGUCCGCUGUCUCCCAGCAAAGAGUCUGAGAAAUCUGGGAAGAAUGAGCCAGCUCCCGAUGCUGCUGUCAAGCUGACUCAGAAACCCCAGAUGAGAGGCCUCUUCUCAGAUGACGAAGACACACCGGGAUCUCCAGCUAUCCCUAGGAGCCAGUCUAAGCCUGAGCUUACAAGCCGGGAAAAAGCCAACUUGCCCCUUUUGUCAUUAUUUGAUGAUGAGGAAGAGGAUCUGUUUGCAUCUGCAGCCAAGUCUAAAGCUAAACCUAAUCACGCUACAGCCUCCACACCACAACUCAGUACAGCCGUGUCCAGCUCCCUCUUCAGUGAUGAUGAGGACCAGUGGGUGAGUUCUGUCGGUAGUGCGGGGAAGCCAGAGGUAAAGACAGGCGGGAUGAAGCCCAGUGCCAGUGCCCCCUCCAGUCUCACCAGUGGCCCCUCCAGUUUCACCAGUGCCAAAAUGUCUCACAAAAGCAGCCUCUUUGAUAAUUAUGAUGAAGAUGACCUGUUUGCUCCAACGACACAGUCAAGUCAGAAAUCUCAAAGAGUCGCUCUCAUGUUUGAAGAUGAGGGUGAUGAUGAAGAUAAAGGAUCCGUUUCUGGCAUCAAACCUGCUUUCAACACAAGCAUUGCAGCCCCAGCUGCUAAGACACCGGCUGUGGCCUCUCAGUCGUCCUCCCCGUUGGAGGAAUCAGAGGAGGUCAUCGUUUCUCGGACAACAGCACAGGACCAGCCAUCGGAGAAGGAGGAGCCUGCAGCGGGGACCCCUGAGCCGCCAUCAGCGCCCUCAUCAGGGAUCAGCCAAAGUAAAAAGAAGCCUGCUGGAGCAGUCGUUCUUUUUGGAGGCAUCGACAUUCUUGCCAACAAGCGGACAAAGAGCCCGUUGGAUGAAGUUGACAAUGAUGACAGCUUCCUCUCUAAGGACAGCCCACCACCCAAUGUCAAGAGGGAAGAGAAAGUCAAAAUAAACACCGUCAGUCUGUUCGAUGAUGAAGAGGAAGAUGAAUCUGAUUGGAAUGAGCCGAUAUUCACACCCAGUAAAUCCCCAGCACGCGACACACUAAAGCCUACGGAGGAGCGUCCAGCAGCAACGAGCACGGGUGUGUUCCAGGAUGAAGAGCUGCUGUUCAGCCAGACGCAGCAGAAGGACAACGACCCGGAUGUUGAUCUGUUUGCCACUUCAGACAAAGCUGCGAGCUCCAAGCUCAGCGAGGCGAAGCCAGCAACACAAAGUCUGUUUGCAGAAGAAGAUGAGGAUGAACUCUUCAGCUCCAUCGAGCCAAAAGCUCCUCGUCCGAAAGUAGCCGACAAGCCCAGCAAACCUUUGGACCGAGCACCACUAGCAAGUCCAGAAUCUGUGUCUGAGAUUCAGAAACCUGAACCAAGCCCUGUAAAACCUAAAGGUUCUUCAUCAAGGAUUGGGAAACUUCACGCCAAUCUGAUGAUAGACCCCACUGCGUUGCUCCCUGGUGCUACCCCCAUUAUGUCAGGGGCUGUAAGUGCGCUCCCUGGCAUGGCUCCGAGUUCCUUCUCUGGGAUGUCCAACUCCAGCCUGGGCCCAAGCCCUGCCACAACUCCUACAGGAGCCCAGGGAGGAGUGAACUUCGACAGCCCAGCUCAGGUUACAACACUGCAAAGUGCACACAAGGGUCGUGCCAAAGGUUUUGUACAGAGGAGACCCCAGUCCAGAGCAGCGAGGCAGCAAGCGGCCCACAGAUCUUUAAAGGAUAAAGAAGAGACUGAGGGUGGAGAUGCUCCUGGGCCCAAUCCGAAUCUGUCCGGUUCAGCCUUGCCUCCACCAGAAAAGUCCAGCCAGAAGCAUGCCAGUCCGAUAUUGGCUAACUCGGCUGGACCAGCUGACCUGCCCGCCUCCUCAGCUUCUCAAUCAUCUCUCUCUGAAACCUCCCCUAGACCGCCUGUACUGAACACUGGAAAGAAAGACGCCAGUAAAGACGGCAGCAGUACCAAGGCGCUGCCAUCCUCUGAUAACGAUGACCUUUGUGGCUCUGACGGUCUGUUUGGGGCCACCUCAGUUACUAACACACCCUCCGCCAGACAAACUACCAAGCCUACACAACCUCAGGCCAGGAGUGGGGCGGCAGUGAAGAAAGAUGCAGACAAAAGCACUCUCCCAUCCAUUUUGAAUGCCAACCAGAGUGACCUUUUCCAAAAGGUCAAACCAAGGUCAACAACAAAGAAAGCCAAGGCCACACACUAUUUGGAGGAAGAUGACGACGAUGCGGAUAUCUUUGGAGUGAGCAACAGCUCUACUCAGGCCUCCACAAAUAGUAAAGAAAUCAAGAACAGCAGCAGUUUUUCAAAGCAGGACAUCUUCCAGGGGGAAGUUUCCACCGUGCCUAAAGUUCACAAGAAGAACAAAGAGAAGACCCUCGAUGCCAGCUUGUUUGAUGACAACAUAGACAUUUUUGCUGACCUGACGGACACUUUAAAACCAAAACAGAAGUCCAAGACAAAGGGAGAGACCAAGUCAAUAUUUGCUGAUGACAUGGAUGACAUCUUUUCACCAAGCACAGUAAAACCAGUUACGAAGGCACCCCAAAAAUCUAAGAAAACACCACGCUCUCAGGAGACCAGUACAGAGGCGGAUUCAAGCAACAUAUUUGAUGAUCCACUAAAUGCUCUUGGUGGGAACUGAACUGUUGUUUCUGAGUAGCAAGAUUUGUACAAUUGUGGUUUCAUUGUUUUGCCUUUUGGAUUGGAGAUCGGAUACACUGUUGAUAGAGUAUUUAUUCAUUUGGAAUUAUAUAAAUCAUGGGGCUUAUUUUUGCCAGAUAAAGAUUUUGAAAAGAAAAUUAUUCCAAGCCUCUUCUGACAGGACUUCGAAAAUAAUCUCAAUAUCAGAUCAUAGUAUGUAACAGUUAUUACGUACUGUUUAUCUUUAUUAUACAUAUUCGCACUUUAUAAGCAUACAAUUUGCUUAGCCUCAAAGCCUGCAGAAAUUAAGAGUACCUUGUUGUUUCCUUUGAAGAUCCUUUUGCUUUUCAAUGUUUAGAUUCCAUGUCUUUGGAUUUGUGUUCUUUCAUGACUUUGAGAAAUCAAUGUUUACUUACUGUCUUAGGCAUUUUGACAAUGUUUGUAUAAAUAAGAAAUGUGCCAACUUCUUAACUUUGGCUGUGAUAACAGAAAUUCAUUUUUCAUAACUAAAAAGAGACAUAUUUUAUGCUA